Messenger RNA from Elaeis guineensis (African oil palm), 2310 nucleotides. The record is from RefSeq and is a predicted model, not a curated record. NCBI's taxonomy places the organism in Eukaryota, Viridiplantae, Streptophyta, Magnoliopsida, Arecales, Arecaceae.
GAUAUAGCAAUCUGGACGGAAUCUAUCUUAGAAGGUCCAUUUCAACGACCGUUUAUAAAAUUAUUUUUUUAGUGCAAUAAUUGUCUUGAAAAAAAAAUAUUUAUAAAGAGAUAUAUAUUUAGAUUAGAUCCGAGAUGGAUUUUACGAUCAUCCGCAUCCAUUCUGAACCUACCAUGAGUUGGAUACAAUUUGGCCCCAUUUGGAGCGGACCGGGUCGGAACGAGUUCCUAUUCCUGGUUGCCUCCCCAAGUGGCCAUGCCAACGAGACCCAACCCCCUCUUCAAAUUCUCCCGCCAUUCUCUCCACUCAGCGACCAUUCCGUCCAAAGCAAUGAAACCCCCACCCCUCUCCCUCCUCGCCGACCGCUGCUCCUCCAUGAAGCAGCUCCUCCAAGUCCACGCCCAGAUGGUCGUCUCCGGCCGGAUCCACGACAACUACGCCGCCAGCCGCCUCCUCGCCUUCGCCGCCCUCUCCCCCUCCGGCGACCUCCACCACGCCCUCGCCCUCUUCGCCCACACCCCCGACCCCAACUCCUUCAUGUGGAACACCCUCAUCCGCGCCCUCGCCGACUCCCCCUCCCCCUCCGACGCCAUCGAUCUCUACAUCAAGAUGAAAACGCUCGGCUUGCCGCCGGGCAAGCACACCUUUCCUUUUGUCCUCAAAGCCUGCGUCGGCAUCCAUUCUCUCUCCAUCUCCCAGCAGAUCCAAGCACAUGUCUUGAAGCAUGGGUUGGAUUCGGAUUUGUAUGUCGUCAGACUGGUGCGUUGUUAUGCGACAUGCGAAUUCGUGCAUGAUGCCCGCCGGUUGUUUGAUGAAGUUCCUGAGAGAAACUGGAUAAUUUGGACAACGAUGAUCAGCGGGUAUGUUCAGAAUUUCCGCUCCAAUGAAGCUUUGGUCCUCUUCGAUCAGAUGAUUCGGACAGGUGUCGAACCAUGUGAUGCCACUCUGGCGUCGGUGCUGUCGGCCUGUGGGCGAUCAGGUGGGCUGGACUUGGGGAAGAAGAUUCAUUUGUAUAUAAAGGAGAAGGGGAUUGAGAUGGGAGUGAUUCUUGGGACGGCAUUGGUGGAUAUGUAUGCCAAGAAUGGUGCGAUCUCGAUUGCACUUGAAUUGUUUAGGGAAAUGCCAGAGAAGAACACUGCGACAUGGAAUGCGAUGAUUUGUGGAUUGGCUUACCAUGGUCAUGUCAAUGACGCUCUUGAACUGUUCUGGGAGCUGGAAAGGGCAGUGGUCCAUCCCAAUGAUAUUACAUUUGUGGGUGUCCUGUCAGCUUGCUGUCAUGCUGGAUUACUUGAAGUGGGUCGACAGAUUUUUGAUUCGAUGAAGAAGGAUUAUGGGAUUGAGCCGAAAGUAGAGCACUAUGGGUGUAUGGUUGAUCUUCUGGGGCGGAGUGGGAAGUUGGUGGAGGCAGAGAAAUUGAUUAAGGGGAUGAAAUGGCGAGCAGACAUUGUGGUCUUGGGAGCUCUGCUAACAGCCUGUAAGAAUUAUGGGAAUAUCGAGAUUGCAGAGAGGGUGGUGCAGGAGAUAAUCAAAUUGGAACCUGAUAACCAUGGGGUGUUCGUUGUUCUAUCCAAUAUGUAUGCGGAGGUGGGGAGAUGGCAAGAUGUAGUGAGGUUGAGAAAAGUGAUGAGGGAUGGAGGAUUGAAGAAGAUUCCUGGAUGGAGUUGUGUGGAUGGUGAUCGGUAGGCAAAUGAUUCGUAUGCCAACUUGAUUGCCUUUGCCAAAGUUGGAAAAAUUGUGCAGACUAUUGCUUGCAUGGCACAAGAAUGCCUGAGGUAUAAGCUGGUAAUUGUCAUAAUUUAUGCACAUCGCGAAGAUAAAACAAGGGCUCUACUUCAUCAUUGAAAGUUAGCCUACAAAAUGUGAGGAGUUGUUAUUUUGGAUUGAUCUUUGUGUGGUCUUGUCCCUGGAGUAUUUGGUUUCAGGAACCUUUGACAAGGCAACUGAGAUGGGUGCUAUGCAGCCCUCACAGAAAAGAUGCAAAUAAGUUUCUUUCGUGUGCCGAGGAUUUGAUUUUUCUUCAAUGAAUAGAAUCAGAAGUAAGAGGAAAGCAAAAAUGUGUGAAUCAAUCAAAUCAAGGAAAUUUUGAAGCGUAUUGAGUUAAUCAGUGGUUUUAUGUGAAUUGGAUUACUGAAUGCCGCAAUUCGUGCAUUUGUUCACUGUAUUAAUGUGAGUAGCUUAUACAUUUUAGUCAAUUUGUGAAACAAAGAAAACUAAGCAUGAAUAACUGACUUCAUUUGUAAGACUGAAGCAUUAUUGUCUUCUGAACUUCUAUGUUGAAUCGUAUUUAUUUGACCAAUCCGGUUUAUAUUC